AUAUUCACUAUUCUAUAUUCAUUAGCUACAAUUGGAGUUCUCGUCCACACAAAUGCUUUCAAACUACCAACUAGCUUAAUCUUUUUUGAUACAUUUCCAAUUAAUUAUCUUUGGUAUCAAUUAAGUAACAAUAAUAAUGGAUAAUACAGCACUUGUAAUUGUGUCCAUACUCUUCGUGAGCUUGAGCAUUUUGUUCAAACACUAUGCAAGCAGCUCUUCAAAACACUCUUGUAAGCUCCCUCCUGGACCUAAACCAAUGCCAAUUUUCGGUAAUAUUUUCGAUCUUGGCGAAAAGCCACAUCGAACCUUUGCUGAUUUGGCUAAAACCUACGGCCCUUUGAUUAGAGUAAAGCUAGGAAGCGUCACCACUAUUGUGGUGUCUUCUGCAUCUGUUGCUAAAGAAAUGUUUCUUAAUGAUCAUGCACUAUCUAGCCGAACCAUACCAGAUUCGGUUAGGGCAUGUGAUCAUAGUAAGUUUUCUUACGCAUGGAUUCCCAUUUCCCCAAAAUGGCGAAAUCUAAAAAAAAUCUCUGUCAUCCAAUUGCUUUCAAACAAGCGUCUUGAUGAUAGCCAAGACCUUAGACAAGCCAUGAUUAAACAACUUCUUGCAUAUGUGCAAAACUGUUGUACAAAACUGCAACCUAUUAAUAUUGGGAAAGCAGCAUUUACCACCACACUUAACCUAUUAUCAAACACAUUAUUCUCAAAGGAACUUGCUAGCUAUGAGUCUAGUUCUUCCCAAGAGCUUAAGAACCUUGUGUGGAACAUUAUGUUGGAAAUGAGUAGGCCUAAUUUUGCCGAUUUUUUCCCUAUUCUUGGCUAUAUUGACCCCUUUGGAGUACGCCGUCGUAUGGCUAGUUAUUAUAGUAAGCUCUUGGAUAUAUACAAUGAAAUCAUUCAUGAAAGGCAAAAUGUUCGAUCUUCUAAUCAUUUUGAAGAAAAACCAACUAAGGACAUUUUAGACAUUCUUCUCAAUCUCCACGAAGAAAAUGAAUUGAGUAUGGAUGAUCUUCUUCAUCUCCUAGUUGACAUAUUUGAUGCUGGCACAGAUACUACUGCAAAUAUAUUGGAAUGGGCAAUGACAGAGCUAAUAAAAUUUCCAAAUAUUAUGGAUAAGGUUCAGAAUGAAAUUGAUCAAGUUCUUGGAAGAGAUCAUUCAAGCAUUCAAGAAUUUGAGAUUUCAAAUCUUCCGUACUUGCAAGCCAUCAUCAAAGAAACUUUUCGUUUGCAUCCUCCAACUGCGUAUUUGUUACCCCGAAAGGCAAAUAGUGACGUAGAAUUAUGUGGCUACACUGUACCAAAGAAUUCUCAAGUCCUUGUAAGUCUUUGGAACAUUGGACGUGAUCCAAACAUAUGGAAAGAUCCGGAAGUAUUUUCUCCUGAAAGAUUUUUGGAUAGUGACAUAGAUUUUAAAGGACAAAAUUUUGAACUCUUGCCUUUUGGAGCGGGUAGGAGAAUAUGUCCUGGUAUUGCCUUGUCAUAUAGAAUGUUGACUUUGAUGAUGGCUAAUCUUCUUUACAACUAUAAUUGGAAACUUGAAAAUGAUAUGCAUCCUAAUGAUUUAGAUUUGGAUGAGAAGUAUGGAAUGACAUUGCAAAAAGCUAAUCCUCUCCGCAUUAUUCCAAUUCCAAGGAAUACUUAAUGAACAAGAUGUUGUUUGUUGAUGAGCUGACCAUGCCGUUACUAGUACUCUAUAAGUGUGUUAUAUGUAUCAAUAAAGUUGGCGUUUUGUUGUGUGUUAUUUUAUCCAUUUUUUUUGAGAUUGCCCA
This is a messenger RNA of Amaranthus tricolor (Joseph's coat), 1769 nucleotides long. Its product is annotated as cytochrome P450 76AD1-like. Gene Ontology annotation, molecular function: heme binding; oxidoreductase activity, acting on paired donors, with incorporation or reduction of molecular oxygen; monooxygenase activity. Bases 137 to 1642 code for a protein of 501 amino acids. The record is from RefSeq and is a predicted model, not a curated record. Lineage: Eukaryota; Viridiplantae; Streptophyta; Magnoliopsida; Caryophyllales; Amaranthaceae. The transcript is spliced from 2 exons.